Messenger RNA from Strongylocentrotus purpuratus (purple sea urchin), 5304 nucleotides. It is a transcript of the gene sec24c, whose product is annotated as protein transport protein Sec24C. The transcript is spliced from 19 exons. The coding region runs from base 169 to 3621 and encodes 1150 amino acids. Gene Ontology annotation, cellular component: COPII vesicle coat; endoplasmic reticulum exit site. Lineage: Eukaryota; Metazoa; Echinodermata; Echinoidea; Camarodonta; Strongylocentrotidae. The record is from RefSeq and is a predicted model, not a curated record. Gene Ontology annotation, biological process: COPII-coated vesicle cargo loading; endoplasmic reticulum to Golgi vesicle-mediated transport; intracellular protein transport. Gene Ontology annotation, molecular function: SNARE binding; zinc ion binding.
UCAGUGACGUGGCUACAACACGCAUGUGCAAUGACCUGGGUCAGUGCUCUUGUAACCAUACGUGGCAUACACAUUGGUACCGAUCCUCUGUGGAACAGGGUCGAUUUCCGUAUUCCAGCAGGUGAAGAAUAGCAUCUCCUAUACAAGACAAGCAAACUUAUUUUCGACAUGAGUUACAUGAACCAGCCACCAGGGGGUGGAUAUCAGAACUCUUAUGCUGCUCCCCCAGGUCAGGCUCCACCCAAUGCUUAUGGAAACUAUGGCAAUCAGCCUGGCCAGCCCACUUUGGGAGCUCCACCUCCUUCAGGAGGGAUGCCUCCCCCAGGGCCUGGGAAACCGCCUGCAGGAGGUGCGUAUGGUGACAACAGUACACCGCAGAACUCGUAUGGAGGAUCAUCAAUGAAUGGACCAUCAUCGACGGGACCUCCCCCGCCUGGUCCAGGCAGUAACCAGUUUGGGGCACCUAGACCGAUGGGUGGGUACCCUGCACAGGGGCAGCGGCCACCUGGACCAGGGCAAGGACCACCAGGACCAGGGCAGGGAGCUCCUCCAAUGGGAGGACAGCCACCUCAGGGACAACCGCAGCAAAAUCUACCAGGAAGCUACGGCAUGCAAACCAGACCACCAGUAUCCAGCUCACAACCUGGUUUCUACCAGCCUGGUGCCCCACCUCCUCCGGGCGGAGCUCAACCCGUAAAGCAAGUAACCAAUCAGAUGUCAGCUAUGAAUGUAUCUGGAGGUCCACCUCGCCCAGGCUACAAUAUGGGAGGUCUUCCAGGAGGUCCACAACCACCACCUGCUUCAGGGGGUUACGGGGCGGGGCCACCUUCCAGCCAAGCACCCCCAUCAGGGUUCCAAGGCCAGCCUCCAACAGGCUUUGCAUCAGGUCCUCCAACAAACAAUUACUCCAAUGCCCCCACUCCAUCAUCAAAUACAAACUAUGGUGCCCGUCCAACAAACACAAGCUAUGGUCAACCGGGCACAGCCGGACCUCCCCUUCUGAGUAGCUACGCAACAGGACCACCACCUCCCCAGAUUCCCCAGAUGGGCCAAGGGCAAACAUACAGUGGGGGUGUGGCACCCCCAAUGGGACCGGGUAUGACUCCACCUGCCACCCCGCCUGGGACCGGCCCACCAGGGCCACCAGGGAUGGGGUACCAAGCUGGAGGGCCACCCCCAGGUGGGAUGGGGAUGCCACCUCAGGGGGGUGGUGUAGGGGGGUAUGGACAACCCCCUGGUCCAGGUGGGAUGCAACCCCAACCCCAGACACAGCAGCCGCCGCCUGCUCCUAAGAGGCUUGAUCCAGAUCAGAUGCCCAGUGCAAUUCAAGUAAUCGAUGACGACAAGAGAACACGAGGAGGGCAACAGUUCAUCACAAACCUACGAGGACAGGUGCCACCCCUUGUUACUACAGACUUCCAGGUUCUAGAUCAAGGAAAUGCCAGUCCCAGAAUUAUGCGUAGCACUAUGUAUAGCAUUCCAUGUACUCAGGACCUGGUGAAACAGUCACAGAUACCCAUAGGGGUUGUCAUAUCACCUUUUGCAGAGACGAUUAACAAUGAGAACCGGCCCCCUAUAGUAGACCAUGGUCCUAAUGGGCCAGUCAGGUGUAACAGGUGCAAGGCCUAUAUGUGUUCUUUCAUGAGCUUUGUGGAGGGAGGCAGGCGGUUUCAAUGUGCCUUCUGCGGUGGUCUUACAGAAGUUCCGCCUGAAUUUUUCCAGCCGUUGGAUCACAUGGGCAAGAGAGUUGACAUGUUUGAAAGGCCGGAGCUUUCAUUAGGCACCUUUGAAUUCUUAGCUACUACUGAUUAUUGUAAAAACAACACACCGCCCAAGCCACCAGCAUACAUCUUCAUGAUAGAUGUCACAUACCAGAGUAUGAAGACUGGUAUGGUGAACCUUCUUUGUCAACGGCUCAAGACACUGCUAGAUGAUCUACCAAAAGAGCAUGGAGCAAAGGAGUCCAACAUCAGAGUGGGCUUUGUGACCUAUGACACAACACUUCACUUCUACAAUGUAAACAGCGCCCUCGCCCAGCCCCAGAUGCUUGUGGUGUCAGAUAUCAAUGAUGUCUUCAUGCCUCUACUGGACGGGUUCUUGGUGCAGCUCUCAGAAUCAAGGGCUUGUGUUGAAAGCCUUUUGGAUCAAAUCCCAGAAAUGUUCGCAGAGACCAGGGAGACGGAAUCCAUGUUGGGACCAGUUAUCCAAGCUGGGCUAGAAGCUCUCAAGGCUGCUGAAACGUCAGGCAAACUGUUAAUAUUCCACUCAUCGCUUUCAAUUCUGGAAGCCCCUGGCAAGCUGAAGAACAGAGACGACAGAAAACUGUUGGGUACAGACAAAGAAAAGACCGUUUUGACACCACAAAUCAGCUUCUACACUACUCUUGGUCAGGAGUGCGUGACGCACGGCUGCAGUGUGGACACCUUCCUCUUUCCCAACUCUUACGUGGAUGUGGCCACAGUGGGUCAGGUCUCAACGCUGACCGGAGGACAGUGCUACAAGUACAGCUACUUCCAAGCUGCCAAUGAUGGAGAGCGUUUCAUCUGGGACCUGACCCGCAACCUGACCCGCGAGGUCGGCUUUGAUGCGGUGCUCAGGGUCCGCACCAGCACCGGCAUCAGACCCACAGACUUCUAUGGCAACUUCCACAUGUCCAACACGACAGACGUGGAGCUCGCAUCGAUAGACUGCGACAAGGCUGUUACCGUGGAGAUCAAACAUGAUGAUAAACUUCAGGAGGAAGUAGGAGCAUUUAUCCAGGCUGCUGUGUUAUACACGAGCGUGAGUGGUCAGAGAAGGCUACGUGUCAUCAACCUGUCACUCAACUGCUGUACCCAGAUGGCUGACGUGUACCGCAACUGUGAAACAGACACCAUCAUCAACUUCCUUGCCAAGUAUGCUAUCCGAGGUGUACUGAACUCCAACCCCAAGGCUAUCCGGGAUACCAUCAUCAACAAGUGCGCCAACAUCUUGGCUUGCUACCGGAAGAACUGUGCCACGCCCUCAUCACAUGGGCAGCUAAUCUUACCCGAGUGUAUGAAAGUACUCCCUCUUUAUGUCAACUGUGUGUUGAAGAGUGAUGCAUUCUCCGGUACGACCGACAUCACCACCGACGAUAGGAGUUGGUUGAUGCAGACGGUUCUAUCCAUGGAUGUCGUCUCAACUCAUGCAUACUUCUAUCCUAGACUACUACCAGUUCAUGACAUAGAUGUCAACAGUGAGGACACCCCCGCGGCAGUGCGAUGCUCCAUCGAACGAUUCGAAGACCAGGGGGUCUACAUCCUUGAAAACGGCCUCAUGCUCUUCAUGUGGAUUGGUUUACAUGUGAAUAACGACUGGGUGCAAAAUGUGUUUGGCGUCAACUCCCCCGCUCAAAUUAACAUUGAAUCGCAUCAACUGUUAGAGAGAGAUAACCCAACAUCGAAACGACUGAGGAAUUUGGUCGACGUGCUGCGCUCAGAGAGACCCAGAUACAUGAAGCUGACCCUGGUGAGACAGAGGGACACCCUGGAGCCGUGGUUCAAGCACUUCUUGAUGGAGGACAAGGGUUCAAACGCCUCGGCGUCCUACGUAGACUUCCUGGUCCAUAUGCACCGAGAGAUCCGUAGUAUCCUCAGCUGAGAAUGAGAAUGAAGUCCUUGAGCGAUAUCCUCAUAUAAACAUUAAUGUAGUGUAGAUCCAAUGUGUGAGAUCCUGAGCUGCCAUCAUGUUUAGGAACGACUAUCUUUGACCUAUUCAGUAGGUUUGCACCAUAUAAGAGAGAGGAAGGAUUGAGGAGUCCUGAAAAGGACUCUCGGUAAUCUUUCUUGAGGAUGUGUAGUCCUGAAAAGGACUGUUGGUGUAGUCUUUGACUUGGUUUUGGACUGAAUUAUGUAAUGUACAUUAAUGUAGUCUGGGUCUGGUAUGUGAGAUCUGGAAUUGCCAUCUAAAUCUGCUAUUUUGAACUUGGACUUGGUCUUCUUUGACCAAGUGAUAUCCAAAUAUUUGAAUGCUAAUAGCACAGUGUAGAUACAGCGUGUGAGAUCCUGAAAUGCCAUCAAGAGCCGCUGUUUUGGAUCAAGUGAUAUCGUUGUAAGAACAUAAGCAUGGUGUAAAACUUGUCUUUGAGAUUCAGAAGUGCAGAAGGUCUUCAUCUGAACACUGGCAGAUUGGAAUCUCAGGAUAACUUACGCCCUCUUUGACUGUGUAUCUUGAUUCCAUUCAUUUAGGGGUCUCAAUCUUGGACUAGGUCUCGUCUAAAUUACCGUGUACGUAGAGAAGAUUGUGUUGCAUAAGUAUGUUGCAUAACGAAGUUGUAAUCUAUCAAUACAUAAAUGGUCUAGAUUUCACACUACUACUAGAGAAUGAUAAACUAGGCAGUUGGUAGGAAUUCCUUUGUAGGUUUCACAAAUCUCUCUAUUCACGUAGGCUACAGUGUUGCACAUAAACAGGUUUCUGAAACCUGUAGUGAAGUCUGAAAUAAUAAUAAUAGCUAGUUCUUAUACAGCGCUUUUCAGGACCGAAGCCCCUCUCAAAGCGCUUUACAUAUACAUGUAUAUUUAUUAUUACUCCGGUCAUUGGAUUCAGGCUCAUCCGGACCACAAUGUAUGCACAUUCUCCUCUCCCUGGGUGAGCAUUCCAGCCCGGCGUCAUUUUUACAAGUGCACACUUGCUAAUCUAAGCACAUUAGCUUUCGCAUCCUACCGGGUACCCAAUUAACACCUGGGUGGAGAGUGGCAAAUGUAGAUCAAUGUCUUGCCAAAGGACUUGAACCGCUGAAAUUUUGAUCCACAGUCCGGUGACAUAUCCACUCGUCCACGACACCUCUGAAAGAAAGAUCUUUGUGGGUCUGUGAAAAUUUAGAUUUAGCCUAAGCAAACUUAAUUUCAACAGGUAGCAGGCGUCUGGGGGUGUUUCACAGAACUUAUCAUCAGUGACAAAUGACAGUUGUUGUGAUAAGCUACUGAAAUCGCUGCUUCUGAUAGGUUAUCAGCAGAUUUGUCACUGAUUUUUGUCAUUUGUCAUCGAAAAAAGGCUUUGUGAAACGGGUCCCUGAAUAACAGCUCAGUCAUGCCAAAGGGCAGUUAGAACACUUGUAGAGGUGUCAAGGUCAGUGGAUCUCAUGGUUUGCAGGUUUGCGCCUUGGCACUAAUGUCCUUUGGCAAGACAUUAAUUUACAUCUGUCACUCUCCACCCAGGUGUUGGUUAAAUGGGUACCCGGUAGGAUGCGAAAUUAAUGUGUUUGGAUUGGAAUGUGGAAUAAGGCUGUGCAUAACCGUGUAAUGAGGUACUUGAGUACACUCCCAGGCUCACAGGCGAAUACUC